This is a messenger RNA of Venturia canescens, 1222 nucleotides long. RefSeq lists its product as uncharacterized. The record is from RefSeq and is a predicted model, not a curated record. The transcript has 5 exons. The coding region runs from base 508 to 1056 and encodes 182 amino acids. NCBI's taxonomy places the organism in Eukaryota, Metazoa, Arthropoda, Insecta, Hymenoptera, Ichneumonidae.
CGACAGCUCUGUAUAGCUCCGUGUAACACACGUAUUAUUGCACCGGUAAAAUCAAAUCGUGCUCCAACCCAUCCGAAUAACGGUUUGUGUUACAUUUAUGCGUAAUAUGUAGUAGUAAAUUUGUACCGCCCGAGAGUAUAGGGGAAAACAUCACAAGUAUAUUAUAGACGAAGAAAUAAAAAGAUACAGCAACGGUCCCAACCGACGAGACAACGGGAUAAACGACGAGUGUUUACGAAGAACAUUGAACAGGACGAUACCGGUAUUACCGAUGAAACAUCCAAACCGUCGCGUUCUGCCAAGAUUCCGUGAAAAUUGGCUGCUGCUCCUCCUCCCAAGAGGAAUGAAAAAGUAUUGAACGAGGAAUUGGACCUCCGGUAUCAAGAAAUCGCGAAAGAUGCGGUAUCGUAUACGAAAGAGCAAAUCUUAGAAGUUACUCUCGAAUACAAGGCGGAAGCUGAACGUUACAGAAAACGUUGUGAGAGAUUUAACGAUCUUAUCAAUCGCAUGGAGAAUAGCGGACCGAAUUGGAAGGAGAUCAAUCGAGUUAUAGAAAAUAUUUGGAACGAUGUACCCGAAGAUAAUACCGCUACCAGGAGGAUUAAGGAAUUACCAAAAGAAGCGGAUGACGAUACCACGGAAAUAGAAAAUGUUAAGUGGGAUUAUCGGUACGCAACGGAGGCGACCGUGGCGAACACGCCGAAUGGAAGAAUCAUAGCUCUGACAAAGGCGUUCUGGCCGAACGAAGAAAUACGGGCCAAGUUGGUUAUAAAGAAAAGGACAAAUACCGAUGCGGACGCGGUGGAAAUAAGUGAACAAGAUGUAAUAUCGAUUAAAAAUACGGCCGAGGCGAUGGACGGCAUCAGAUGUUUCGAUAUGGAAAAAAAAUUUGACCUCCGCUACUACAAAUCCGUAAUAUCGAAUUCAAUUAAAUGUUUGCGAAAUCGUCAAAAGAAGACUAAAACACGAACCAGAGAUGAAUGCAGGCAAUACAGGAACGAAAACCUGGCUAACGGAACCGACGAUGACGAUGACUCGGGAAGCGAAGGAGAAUGAACGAAAUAAAGUACGACAACAUAAUUUUGAACGAGAAAACCCAAGAUCGUUCCAAAAACGGGAUACAUAAUUAAAAACAUUUUCUACCGGUUUUUCUCUCGAUACAAUACGAAAAAAUUCCAUUGCUACUCCAUUUCGUUCAAUCUCGCAUCGCGGUUGUUCAACU